AUGAGGGCUGUCCUUCAGCGGGUCAAAGGCGCCACUGUUCAUGCAACGAGCUUCUUGGCUGACUUCAACCUGUACACCCUCGAAACCGACACAGUGGAUGGCAAGCUCGUGUCCAAGAUCGGCCCAGGCAUUGUAGCGCUCAUCGGUAUCUCUACUGAAGACACGGCUGCUGAGAUUGUGCCGCUUGCCAACAAGAUCCUCAAUACCAAGCUAUGGAACGAAAACCAAGAUGCAGGCCAGAUCACCGUCCCCUUGCAGUACGAACCAGAGCAAUUCAUACCUGCGGCGGCACAAACAAGCAAUGGCGAAGCGGCAGCAACAGUAGCAGAGGGGGAUGGAAAGGCCAAGGCGCGAUCGGAGCAAGUCUGGGGCGGCAAGCCCUGGAAGCGAUCUGUCAUCGAGCUGGGCGGUGAGGUCUUGUGUGUUUCGCAGUUCACGCUGUUUGCAAGGACGGUCAAGGGCACCAAGCCAGACUUUCACAGAGCAAUGGGGGGCGACAAUGCUAAGAUCAUUUACGAGACGUUGCUGAAGAAGCUGGGUGACAGCUAUGCUGCAGACAAGAUCAAGGAUGGUGCAUUCGGCGAGAUGAUGGAUGUUUCGCUGACCAAUGACGCAAGAGAAUGUGGCCUUGACAACCUUUCUUGCUUCGACCUUAUCUUCACUCGCAAUUAUCUCCACGAAACAGGACCUGUCACCAUCUUGCUAGACACCACCGAGAAGAGAUAG
This is a messenger RNA of Ustilago hordei, 726 nucleotides long. RefSeq lists its product as uncharacterized. The transcript is spliced from 4 exons. Lineage: Eukaryota; Fungi; Basidiomycota; Ustilaginomycetes; Ustilaginales; Ustilaginaceae. Gene Ontology annotation, biological process: tRNA metabolic process. The record is from RefSeq and is a predicted model, not a curated record. Gene Ontology annotation, molecular function: D-tyrosyl-tRNA(Tyr) deacylase activity. Bases 1 to 726 code for a protein of 241 amino acids. Gene Ontology annotation, cellular component: cytoplasm.